This is a messenger RNA of Symbiodinium pilosum, 687 nucleotides long. The record is from the annotation of a GenBank genome assembly. Lineage: Eukaryota; Dinophyceae; Suessiales; Symbiodiniaceae.
GCGUGCCUGUUUUGCCACCUCUGCCCGCCUGACGAGAAGAAAAGGCGCAAGAAGGAGCGACGCUUUGUGGCUUCGAUGGGUACCACUCGGCACUACGAGGCCCAGGCCCCAGCCCGUCCGCAACGUUCGGUACGGAAGGUGUCCGAGGUGGCGCCAAUGAAAGUCCAGGUUGACAACGUCAGCCAUGGCCCCUACAUGCCGGAAGAGGCAAUGUUGGUACCCGAGGAGGCCUAUCUGCUGCAUGACGAGGUUCCGACUGCAUACUACCAGGAGUGUCAGCUGCCAGGCAUUGUAGCGCCGGAAUUACGUGACGUGGAGGCGCAGAUCAUUCAAAGAGCCCUGAUGGAGCAGGAGGUGGCAGAGGUGGAAGCCGAAUGGGGCUAUCGUCCACCACCUUCCAAUGGUCGCGUGCGCCUUGAAUUGGACAAGGUACUCCCCACACCCGGCUACUCGGGAGCAUAUUCUGACUUCAUGGAUGACGAUCUUGACCUGAACGCCUUGACUGCCUCGCCUAGCGCCGGCUUCGACGAAGAUGAAGAUACGGACCUGGGUGCAGAACUUCCAACUCUCCUGGCGCCGAGUGACACCCUUCCUAGUGAUGGUGUGGGAAGUGAUGAUGACAAGAACAACCAAGACAGCUUCUUUUCUUUCGAUCCGCUUUCGUCGCUUCGAAACGCUGGUUUGUGA